AUGGCCGGUGCCCUUCUUUUCUGUCUUUUUCUGCUUCUAGCCCUGGAAGUCCCCUUCCUGGGCAACUGCUUCAGUCCCACAUCUCGCUUCCGUUAUUCUAGGUUCCUAGAUUCUUCCAAUGUCGUGUUCCUGCGUUGGGACUUUGACCUUAAAGCUGAAUUCAUCACUUUUGAACUCCAAGUCCGCACAGCUGGCUGGGUAGGCUUGGGUGUCACAAAUCGCUACACCAGAGCAGGCAGUGACCUGGUUGUUGGAGGAGUCUUACCUGAUGGCAAUGUCUAUUUUUCGGAUCAGCACCUGGUGGACGAAGACACCCUGAUGGAAGACGGCAGCCAGGAUGCUGAGCUGCAUGGGCUGACAGAAGGUGCCAUUUACACCACCAUGAGCUUCUCCAGACCCUUCCGCUCCUGCGACCCUCAUGACCAGGACAUCACGGGUGACACUGUGAGGGUGCUGGUUGCCUAUGGCCUGGAUGACACCCUGAAACUGGAUUGGAACCGUACUUUUGUCAAGUCCAUCUUUCUGCUACAAGUGGUCCAUCCCGAUGAUCUGGAAGUCCCUGAGGACACCAUCAUCCACGACUUGGAGAUCACUGAUUUCCUCAUUCCAGAGGAUGACACCACAUACGCCUGCACCUUCCUCCCUCUGCCCAUUGUUAGCAAGAAGCAUCACAUCUACAAGUUUGAACCCAAGUUGGUCAAGCACAGUGAGACGAUGGUGCAUCACAUCCUGGUGUACGCCUGCGGCAACGCCAGCGCCCUCCCCACGGGCAUCAGCGACUGCUACGGGGCCGACCCUGCCUUCUCCCUCUGCUCACAGGUCAUCGUGGGCUGGGCUGUUGGGGGCACUAGUUACCAGUUUCCCGACGACGUGGGCAUCUCUAUUGGGACCCCCUUGGACCCUCAGUGGAUCCGACUGGAGGUUCAUUACAGCAACUUUUACAACCUUCCUGGUGUGUACGACUCCUCAGGCAUCCGCGUGUACUACACCAGUCACCUGCGCAAAUACGACAUGGGCGUCCUGCAGCUCGGCUUCUUCACAUUCCCCAUCCACUUCAUACCCCCGGGCGCCGAGUCCUUCAUGUCCUACGGGCUGUGUAAGACAGAGAAGUUUGAAGAGAUGAACGGGGCUCCGGUCCCUGACAUACAGGUAUACGGCUACCUGCUGCACACCCACCUGGCCGGGCGGGCUCUGCAGGCCGUGCAGUACAGAAAUGGAACACAACUCCAAACCAUCUGUAAAGAUGAUUCCUAUGACUUCAACCUGCAGGAGACUCGCGAUCUCCCUGCCCGAGUGGCGAUCAAACCGGGAGAUGAGUUGCUGGUAGAAUGUCACUACCAGACCCUGGACCGUGACUUCUUAACUUUUGGUGGUCCCAGCACCAUCAAUGAGAUGUGCCUCAUCUUCCUCUUCUACUAUCCUCGAAAUAACAUCUCCAGCUGCAUGGGGUAUCCUGACAUCAUCUACGUGGCACAGGAGCUUGGGGAGGAGGCAUCAGACUCCAUGGAGGGCAUGAUGGCCAUGAACAACGUAGAGUGGACCCCAGAGAGCAUUAAGAAGGCUGAGAGAGCCUGCAAAGAGGCCAGGCAGACAGUGAUAAUAAAGACCAUUGACGAGGUGGUGGAAAACACUACAGGCUGGAUUCCAGACAUCAUCCCUACUCCUCGGGGACCCUGCUUGGAGUCCUCUGGAGGCAAAGUGGAGCCCCAGGACAAGACCCCUGCAGGCUUCAAGGCUGCCCCAGUGGCCCUUUCUGGCUCCAGCACUGUGUCUCUGAGGCGCCUUCCUCUGGCAGCCCACCUGCUGGUGCAGGUCGUCCUCUCCUGGCUCCUCGCCAUCCUGAGGACUGGAGGCUGACUCUGCCUCCUUUUAUGCAUACAUGGGGCCUCCCUCUUCUCAGCCCUCCACCUACCAGCAAAAUCAGAAACUCCUCCUUGUUUUGGGUCCCCAAAUGUCCACUCUUUCUGCCUCUUCUCAUCACCCAGCCACAACAUGACAGGCCUGGGCACUGCAUGUAUUCCAUAGGGUUCCUCCACGAGGAAUGCAAGUCAUCUUUAGAACCACCAGUGGGACUAUGUAUUUCCUGACAUGGUCUGGCUCCAAGGCUGAGGGUGAGGUAACAGAUCCACUCUCUGAAAAUUCUGGUGCCCCAGCUCCCUUAAGAGGGUGCCAAAAGGAGGAAGGGGCUUGAAUGCAGACAGAGCGCCCUGUAAACCUUCCUCCGCAGACUCCUGGCCCUGGAGGGAGCUUCUGGGUUUCUUUUCUUCUGACAUUUUUGCCCAGCCCUUCUUGUGGGGCAGAGGCAGCAAACCUCAUCACACAGGUGGUGGGAAGCCAAGGGUGAUUUGUGGUAAGGGGAGGAGCUCUUCUUAUAAGGGACAAAGCUCAAGACAGCAGAUUAAAUAAAACUCGACUUGC
Nycticebus coucang (slow loris) is the source of this 2418-nucleotide messenger RNA. Its product is annotated as putative DBH-like monooxygenase protein 2. The record is from RefSeq and is a predicted model, not a curated record. Gene Ontology annotation, biological process: norepinephrine biosynthetic process; dopamine catabolic process; octopamine biosynthetic process. Lineage: Eukaryota; Metazoa; Chordata; Mammalia; Primates; Lorisidae. Bases 1 to 1857 code for a protein of 618 amino acids. Gene Ontology annotation, molecular function: dopamine beta-monooxygenase activity; copper ion binding. Gene Ontology annotation, cellular component: secretory granule membrane. The transcript is spliced from 13 exons.